AUGACUAUCCUCAAUUCAGAUUUGAGUGACCCAUUUGGAAUCUUAGCUAUUAGCGGGGAAUAUCUUUAUUAUACAAGAACACCAGAAUCAUUGAAAGUUGAUGGAUUUGAAGUAGCCAUGGCAAUAUUAGGAGCAGUAGAGGUGGUUGCAAGCUUUUAUUUUAAUCCAAAAAAUUGGACAUCCAAACAUGUUUCCGAAUAUCUUUAUUACUGUUUACAAUCAUCAUCGUUAUCAUACCCACCAAAAAUCAUAUCAGAAUUGACAAAUUAUAUUAAACAAGAUACCACAAAUUUUAAUGGAAGAAAAUUUUUAAGAUUAAAAGAAGAUCAAUUGAAACAAAUGGGAUUUAAUAAUAAUAGUAGCAAUGAUGAUGAUGAUGAUGAUAAAGAAAAUAAAUGGAUAAAUUUGAUAAUGAUUGGAGUUAAAUCAUUGAGAAGAGAUAUGUUGAAAGAUAAAAUUUUAUUAAAAAAUAAUAAUAAUAAUAAACAACAUGAUAAUUAUGACGAUGAUGAUCAAAGGGAAGGAUAUUUUAAUUAUUUUGAUUAUAAUUAUGAAGAUGAUGAUCUAAAAGAAAAGGAAAAGGAAAUAAAUAAUGAUAAAAAACCUUUAAAGAAAUCAUAUUAUAAUGAUAGAUUUUUACAAGGUCUUAUUAUUGGUAGUAUGAUUGUGUUUGCAUUUAUGCGUAUGAAAUAA
Messenger RNA from Entrophospora sp. SA101, 693 nucleotides. NCBI's taxonomy places the organism in Eukaryota, Fungi, Glomeromycota, Glomeromycetes, Entrophosporales, Entrophosporaceae. The record is from the annotation of a GenBank genome assembly.